AUGUCCAGUUCUGUCACAACGUGCAGGUCCACUUUAGAAAAGUUAGGGGCCCUGUCUGCCAACUGGGAAAUGAAGGCAAUGACCUCUGUUUUUGUUCCAUGGCCACCCCGAGGCCCUGGGGCAUCCACCCAACAUCCCAGCCACCCUCACUGUACACCGCAUUAUUGAGGCACGCAGUGUCCCGCGGGAGCAGGGCAGCCUCUGCCUCCCAGAGCACACGUUCCAUGGGGAUGCACACUAAGGCAUCAGAGAGACACAGAAACAGCCAUUCCUCCUGACAUCACUGUAUCCCAAACUAAUCUUCCAGAAAGACCCUCCUCACCUCCAGCUCUCCUGAUACAGCUUGGCAAAGCCCAGGAAGACACGUAGUUGGCAAGUUAUUCACCUCUCUACAAUUUCCUCGUCUGGAAGAUGGGCUAAUGAGUGGGCUUGUUUCACACGUGGUUGUGGAGAUUACAUGGGGAUGCAAGCACCAAGCCCAGCACAGAUUAACUGAUGAUGAUUGAGGGGUCACUGUGUCAGUUC
Messenger RNA from Loxodonta africana (African savanna elephant), 525 nucleotides. It is a transcript of the gene SPATA12, whose product is annotated as spermatogenesis associated 12. The record is from RefSeq and is a predicted model, not a curated record. NCBI's taxonomy places the organism in Eukaryota, Metazoa, Chordata, Mammalia, Proboscidea, Elephantidae.